Salvelinus sp. IW2-2015 is the source of this 4072-nucleotide messenger RNA. RefSeq lists its product as uncharacterized. The record is from RefSeq and is a predicted model, not a curated record. Gene Ontology annotation, cellular component: cytoplasm; nucleus. Gene Ontology annotation, biological process: cellular response to hypoxia; peptidyl-proline hydroxylation to 4-hydroxy-L-proline. NCBI's taxonomy places the organism in Eukaryota, Metazoa, Chordata, Actinopteri, Salmoniformes, Salmonidae. Gene Ontology annotation, molecular function: L-ascorbic acid binding; ferrous iron binding; peptidyl-proline 4-dioxygenase activity.
GUAAUUGACAGGGUCGUUCAUGGACAGGAGAGGGAGAGCGAGGCAGGAGAGAUAGAGAGAGAGAUGCUAGUGGGAGUUACCAGCGGAGGAUCGGCGGGGGAAUGGAGCGUACUUUUUGUUGAUUGAGGGGAACCUACCGUGCCUCCCGCGGCAGAAGCGGUAGUUCCCUCCCCAGGACAAGCAUCAGUUUCCAAUUUUAACCCCGGGUGGUGGACAUAUAUGGAUAUUUAUAGGUUAAACAAAGAAAUGUGUCUAGAACAUCACCAAGACAAUCCCGGAAAUAACAGACGUACCCUCAGCCGGUCACGUAGGCUACGUUACUGGAAGCUUUGCGUUACUGAUAGAAACAUUUCAAGCUUCUGAAUACCAGAAAACAUUUCAAUAGAAGACAAAUGUGAAACCAUUUAAAGAAAAAUCAUGAAUGAAAGAAAAACGGUGGCAAGGAGACUUUUUAAUAUGAAACUUUCCAAAGCUGUGGCUUUGCAGCCUCGGCAGUUGUGCUGCACUCUCGCUCUCGCACGGUGGCUCCCGUAAAAAAUGAGGCGAGGACGUGGGCUACGUGCGCAUCCAGCACUAGACGAGAUGAAAUGGAGCGCUUGGAACACACGAACCUUUUAAAUCCAAGCUCUUCCCACGAACACAACAGUUUUCCAGCUGCCGGCGAGAGAGUAACAAACGGUGAACACAUAUUUGGAGCUGCCGAGUUUCAACCUUUCCAACCCAACAUGGGACUUAAUGGACUAAACGGCUACUGCCAGGGCAUAGCGCCGGUUGGGAGCGCCACGGCCGCGGAAUUACUGUCUGGUCUGGCUUCAAAAACAAGCACUUCCAGCAUCACGGUUUUAAAGAAACAGACGAAUACUCGGCUGCCGUUCUAUAACGGUGGGAUUGUGUCUCCAUCCGCAACCAUCGAGGGCAACCACAGUGGGGUUUUGGCGCAAAGUCCCAACGGUUACCCUCCGAAAGUGAAAGGGGUGGGGGAGACACCCAAUGGCCUUGCGCAACCUCUCGGCAGCAGAGCACGCCUCGUGGAGAAUGGGGACAGAACACAACAUGAGAAAAGCAUUCUUCUGGUGAAGAGGCCCAAUGGUGACCCACAGGUCAAACAGCUGCACCAUCGGAAACGGAGAGGUGAGGAGAACCGGGACAUGGGUUGUGAGACUCCCAAAGGCUGUGCCUUAUCGGUGGGUUCAGGUUUAGGUACUCUAGGUAUGAUGGCCUAUGGACCAGGUGAGUCGAUAACCCCGGACUGCAAACGGAGACGAGUGUCGGAGAGCGAAGUUCACAAAGCGGAGCCUUCCAAACCCGGCAAGGCUGUCCUCCCUCUUGCUGCCAACGGCGACAGCAGCAUCAACAAUAACCAUAGCAACCACAACCACUGCACCACCCCUCACCCCUCUUUGCCCGACCCUCACAACAACAAGCUGCACCACAAUGUACACAAGUUGACGCUGCUGGGCCCCGGGGUUGUUCCAGGCCAGAUGUCCCCGGUGGAGGCCAACAGCAUCCGGUCUCUACCGUUACCGGCCGGGGCGGGCUGGUCGGCGGAGAGUAUUGCCCAGCAGUACAUCGUGCCCUGUCUGACUUCCUAUGGUAUCUGUGUGAAGGACAGUUUCCUGGGGCCACGGCUGGGUGAGUCGGUGCUAGGCGAGGUGGAGAGUCUGAACCGCAGCGGGAAGUUCCGGGGGGGUCAGCUGGUCAGCCAGAGGAGCAUCCCCUCACGGAAUAUCCGUGGAGACCAGAUCGCCUGGGUGGAGGGGCACGAGCCGGGGUGCGAGGGCAUCGCCAUGCUGAUGGCACACAUCGACGAGGCCGUGAUGCACAGCGCUGCCAACGGGCAGCUGGGGGACUGUGUCAUCAAUGGACGCACCAAGGCUAUGGUGGCCUGUUACCCAGGUAACGGCACAGGGUACAUCCGUCACGUGGACAACCCUAACGGUGACGGCCGCUGCAUCACCUGCAUUUACUAUCUCAACAAGAACUGGGAUGUCAAGGUUCAAGGAGGUCUGCUGCAGAUCUAUCCAGAGGGGAAGAGUGUGGUGGCCAACAUAGAACCGCUGUUUGACCGUCUGCUCAUCUUCUGGUCCGACCGCAGGAACCCACAUGAGGUUAAGCCAGCCUACGCUACACGCUAUGCCAUCACUGUCUGGUACUUUGAUGCCAAGGAGAGGGCCGAGGCCAGAGAGAAGUACAGAUUGGCAACCGGACAGAAAGGUGUUCAAGUGCCCGUCACUCAAAACAACAAAACCUAAAUCUUGUUCAACCCCCCCAUCUGAAACAGCUCUUUAUUGGUUGAGAGGAGAUACGGCAGCAUCUGAUUGGGAUGUUGAGGGAAAGAGGGCGGAAAUAGAACACAGUGGACUCAGUUGGCGAAUGGAGUGAGGCUGGGUCAGACUGACUCAGGUGGCAUAAGGGCCAAAGAGGAUGAAGAUAUCUGAUGAAGAGCAGUCAAGUCAAAAAUGCAUUAAAGACAACAAACAGAAUGGACACACUCUUGUUUUUGCCUUAUCAAUAAAUCAGCGCUAUUAUAAUAUAAUCAGAAAGCAAUCUUAUCUGCUCUAGCAAACUUUUCAGCUCGGUCAAAAGAUAAGGGGUAACAUACAAUAGACUUUUCUCCAAUCAGAAAGCCGGCCUAAGGAGACAGGAGCACCAUCUGCGGGGUCGGGGGAAUACGAUUGCAUCUGGUUUUCAGGGGAAACUGAAAGAGCCCGGGAGGCGACUUCUGCUUUUGAACGUUAACAAGACGGCAUCUUACCUCCACCUCCACAUUUACUAGACUGGUUCAACCGUGCAGAAGAGAACCUCCCCAUGUAGUUCUCUCCCUCUCAUCAGGUUAAGACAGUUAGGGACAUGUGAUUGGAGGUCCUGACAUUCACACACAUCGUGACACAUCCAGCGUGUUGCCUCAGCUACAACCAGCCAUCGUGUCAACAACGCACCAUUAAAGAGGAAGUGACCUCACAGGAAAUGUUCCUUUACAUAUCAUACAGUAGUGUGGCACUCAGCUAUCCCAGCAUUCAUGUUGUUGGAGACCCACCUGCAGGGUAUCCACCUGCCACCAGUGUACAGAGAAGACUGAAGACUCUCUUUAACGCAGAGAAACAUGAAGACUCUUUAACUCAACUAGUCAACAGGGGGAAAAAAGUGCUUUCGCAGCCUCAUCAAUAAUGUUUGUUCAUGUGACAGUCAGUGAGAAAGGAGUGUGUAAUGUCAGAAAGCAAUGUAAUACAAUUCCAAGAGCGUGUUUUUGUUUGUGAGCGUUUUUGAAGACGACACCUAAACAAAAGGUGGGUCGAAGGCAGGUCGAAACAGGGUUUGCUGAAUAUUAUUGUGUGUUUGUGAAAAUGUACUGUACAAGCAACCCUGUUGCUAGUACCUUGGUGGUCCCAAUUGCACCUGUAAGCCCCACCCCUCCCUAGACAGAGACUAGAGCCUACAUUGGCACUAUCAUCACCUGCAGUGCAUUCUGGUCAACUCAAACAUACAAUAGAUUGGACAUGGUUCACCACAACGUCUGAAUCUAACCUAACCCAAACCCUCAGUCAACCUUGUUAUACUCCACAGAAGCAAAUGUGAAUGCACAGAAGGGUCUGUGUGAAACUACUGCAGUGUCUGUCUAACUAUACUUGUGGGGACCAGAAGUCUCCACAAGAAUGGUAAAUAAACAAACAUUUGACUGUGGACAUUUUGUUUGUCCCCACAAGGGAAAAGUAUAUUUCUUUGGGGUUUAGGGUUAAGGAAAAUAUGAUUUUGAAUGGGAAUCAAUUGUGCCCCCAACAAGGUUAGUUAAAUGUGUGUGUGUGCCUGGCCUUGAAUGGGGGUGGGGUUGCCCUGGCCUUGAAUGGGGGUGGGGAUGCGCACGUGUGUGUGACAGACUGGGUAAGAGAGAAGUAAAAAAACGAUGACUUCAGAAAUGCUAUCUGUGAAUGAUCAGUGUAAAUUUAGAAACUGCUUUUAAGCUGUGGAUAAUAUGGUUGAGAUGCAAUAGUGACUAAAACAAUGAGAACAAAAAAUGUUGCCUCAGUUUUUUCAGAUUUUGCAUUAUUGAAUUAAAAUGUGUUUUUGUACUAGA